AUGACCUCUGUACAAGCCAUCAAUGCGCCUCCUACUCUGUCGGCUGCACAAGCCGUAGGCGAAUACCUGCAGUCUCCCGAUGAUCUGCUCAAGCUCGUCGCGUUCCGAAAGAAACUUGAGAAGGAGAAAGCCUCCAUAGAUGCACGACUCAAAAGUGGAGUCAAGGAACAGCUUGAUGCCACGAAAGAUGGUCUACGGAAACUGUUCGGGACGCGAAACAAUGUGCAGGCAGUGAGGGACGAGAUGGAGACCGUGGAUAGGCUCUGCAGUGACCCAAAAAAUGUAGUCCCAACGUUCGACCAGAUCAGUAGGGUAUCCAUGGUCCAUCGGAACUUCGGGCAAGUAGAAGAAAUGGUCAAUAACCUUUUGGAGAUGAGUUCCAAGCUAGAUAUGCUGGAAGCAAUGCUAGCGAGCAAUAGAGAAGAGGUCGUUGGCCCUGCGCCGAAUCUCCUGGCAAUCCAUUACAAUAUCAACCAGCUGGAAGCGUUUCGCAAUCAAACCAUGCACCAGGCUAAGAAAGCGUCCGCUGAUUCCAGAAACACUCUCACUCGGUGGUUUGAGCGGCUCAAUAAGCUCAUCAAAUCUUUCGACGAGUAUAUUGUCGAUCUCGCCCGGAACAUUUUACCUCUGAUUCGUGCUGGCCAUUCAGAGGUCAUCGUGAAAUUGGUGAAAAUAGCAGAGAUCGAAGGCAAGGAAGAUGAGAAGGCCAUAGCCAUCCGGCUCGUCAAGCGAGCUGCUAAGAUGGAUGCAGCCGCGAAGUUCCGAUCCAUGCAGGCCGAUGCAAGAGUCUUCAAACACUAUCGGUCCAAUAUUACGAAAACAAUCAUUGAGUCUAUCAAGCGUAAGUUCGAGGAUGCCCUCAAAGAGUACGAGCAGGACCCCGCCGGUUUCUUGGACAGUCUUGGAUGGAUGUACCAAGACCUCAUCCGCAUUGAGGAAGACGUCGUCCCAUGCUUCCCUCCUGAAUGGGAGAUCUACUCUCUCUUUGUUCGAGAGUAUCACAAGACGCUUAAUGCCACGCUUCAGAAACUGCUUAUGUCUGAGCCGGAGGCCUCGGUGCUCCUCACUCUUCACGCUUGGCUCAAAGAGUACAAGAAGAAUAUGAAGGAACUGAAUGUUCCUCCCGAGCUGAUGGAGCCGCCAUUGCUGGAUGGCAAGGAGCAGGGUCUGAUCGAGGACUACGUUAACCUCAUCAUCAAGAAGCUCGACGAAUGGACGAAUAACCUCAUGAAGACGGAAAUCCAGGCAUUCACUACUCGGUCAGAGCCGCUCGAAGAAGAUAGCGAAGGGCAGUACGCUAUGCAAGGAGCCAUCAUCUUAUUCCAAAUGGUCAACCAACAGGUGGACGUGGCCAUGGAAAGCGGUCAGGGCGCUAUCCUGGCACGAGUUGUAUCUGAGGUGAACCGCGUGAUGCGGAUGAUCCAAGAACAGUGGACGAAGACCCUUGAAGGCGAGUUCAAGAAGCACGUCGAGAAACCCGAGGAGGCGGUUCCUGGCUUGGUAGAGCACACCAUCGCGCUUGCCAACGAUCAAAUCAAGUCUGCCGACUUCACAGAAGCGUUGUCCGCGAGACUGGAGCCAUUAGUUUCCGAGAAAUAUCGAGUUACGAUCAGCGAGCGCCUCAAUGACGCUAUCGACGGAUUCCUAGAUGUAGCGAAGAAAUGCAUACAGACACUCAUCGACAUUAUCUUCAACGACUUGAAGCCGGUGACGAAGCAGCUUUUCCAGCAGACGUGGUACGAUGGCACCGUCAUUGAACAAAUUGUCGCGACCAUGCGGGACUACAUGGGUGAUUGCCAAGCCUUCCUCAAUCCCACCCUCCUUGAGUUGUUGGUGGAGGACCUGCUCGAUCAAUUCCUCGUAACCUACAUCACCGCCCUCGUGAACUCUCCUAGUAAGCUGAAGAUGCCUGCCGCUACGGACCGCAUCAAGGACGACGUGAGCGCCGUCUUCAAGUUCUUCAGCGCGUUCAAGCAGCCGAAAGAGCUCGAGGAGUCGUUUGAGGUCAUCGAGAUGAUCCUCGGCAUGCUCGAGGCAUCCAAGAGUAUGGUGUUCCUAUCCUUCUGGUCCUUUGCGAAGGUGCACGGCCCGAACAUACAAUUCGUGGAGAGUCUCAUGAAGAUCCGAGGGGACUUUGACCGCUCGGCCGCUAACGAGGUUAUGGAAAGCGUGAAGCGGAAGGUUAAAGAUGAGGAUAUAUCAGACCCUCCGGAGCCCACUAUUAUGAAGAAGAUCUCUAUACAGAGCACGUUCUCCCGCCUUUUACAGCGAGCGACUUAGCCGCGCACUCAUUUCCUCUCGUGCUCUAGAUGGACUCAACUGUAUUUCAUUGAUGCUGCUGUCUAUGGAUCCACUGUACUAGCUACCAUUAACUUAUUUGCAUACAGGUAUAUGUCUAUUACAAAUAAUCAUCACAUUUGCC
Gloeophyllum trabeum ATCC 11539 is the source of this 2422-nucleotide messenger RNA. RefSeq names its product exocyst complex component sec6. Bases 1 to 2280 code for a protein of 759 amino acids. Gene Ontology annotation, biological process: exocyst localization; exocytosis. Gene Ontology annotation, cellular component: exocyst. The record is from RefSeq and is a predicted model, not a curated record. The transcript is spliced from 4 exons. Gene Ontology annotation, molecular function: SNARE binding. NCBI's taxonomy places the organism in Eukaryota, Fungi, Basidiomycota, Agaricomycetes, Gloeophyllales, Gloeophyllaceae.